CACCACCAUUAGAAUAUCUUCGCCCCGCUCACGCCAUUUUUUCUUGUCUGACGGUACAUCCUGUCUGUGUUUCCCCCUCUCCUGCCCCUGCUGCGCUGUCGCCACUGCCAUAAGCGUCAAGGUAAAACUCGAUGACGCGGCCACACAGCUCUGAGAAGGUGCGAACACACACACACAACACACAACCCAAUACAUCGACCAAAGGAUGCAUCUGGAUUGAUGGACACAUCAUACCUACCUCUCAGUGUGGCGAUGGGCUCACUUAUCUCCUCCUCUCUCCUUUGCCCCACCGCAUCCACGGCCAUCUCAUCAGCUCCCGCUGCAGCGGCCGGUGCGUCCCCCUCGCCCCGGUCCUGGCCCUCUCCCACCUUCCUGCCCUCGACCCUCCGGCGCUUGGGGCUUGAUCCCGCCCCCUCAGUGCCACCCAUGGCUCGCGCGCUCGGACCCUGUUUGCCCUCCUGCGCAAUCGAGGUCCUGCGGGUCACGUCAACGCCAUUCUGCGCAAGCAGCCUGCAGCACGUGGCAAGGCAACUUAUAAGAGAUGGACAAGGCGACCCAUGCUGGUCGGUCUUGUUCAGUCAGCACCUGAUUGCCUCCCAGAUGUGUUGGUCAUCGAUAGCCAGCCCCUCGCACGGCCGGUCCUCCGAGCGGGUGGCCAGCACCCGGCCAAACUCCUCUGUCUGGGCGAGCCUCUUGGUGACGAUGACGGCUGCCAGGCAGACCAGGUCUGGGGGGUAGUGCACGAACAGAGAUGAGCAGAAUAGGUCGUUGAUGAGGGUCCAGGCUAGAGAGGGGAUGAGGGAGUGGCUGCCAGUGGUCGACAGCCCGCUGGAGCCGUCGAUGCGGCCUGCACCCAUCCAUCCAUCCAUCCAUGACCCCCCACAUGCCGUCUGGCGGUGUGCAUUCAUUGUGUGGGCACCCACCCUCCCAGCCGCCCACCGAGCAUGACGGCGAGGUUGAGCAGCAGUGUGUAUGCCUUGGUCAUGUCGAGGUCAAAGGAGAGUGUGCGGAUGACCAUCUGCUCCAAAUGCAGCGCCUCGUCACGGCUCUUCCAGUACUGGACGACAGACGGACAGACAGACAGACAGACGGACACACACACACACACACACACACACAUGGCAAAUGCACACCUAGAUGGGCGACUGAGUGAGUACUGCUUGGUACCUCCUCCAUCUGGAGGGUCUUUCCCUUGCCGUCCGUGCGAAAGUGCUCACAGCAGUUGAUGAUUUCUGACAUAUCACAAUCACACACACCGCAGGGAACCAACACAGCGUGAGUGCAUUUCUCUCGCAACUGUUGGCUUCGUGCUUGUGUGUGUGAAGCCUACCUACCUCUGAGUUUCUUGCCGUCCUCACACACCUUGGCCGCCAGGAAGAGGCACGGAGGCAAGAUGCGCUGCACACACCACACGGACCCACCACCACGGGCAGCAUACAGUCAGCCACGUUGCUGCCUGCCUGUUGGUUGUGCUGUGCCCACCCAUGCAUCGAGCUCUGACGGCUCUCUCAGCGUGUAGAAGCGCUGGAAGAACAGCAACGCCGUCGAUAUGCUCGGCUGCUCCCUGACGCGCACACACACACACACACAACCAACACACGCACACAACCAACACACGCAGAGAUCUGUGCACAGAGCGCUCCAGCGGCGGGUGAGGUGAAGCAGCUCACUCACAUCCUGAGGUCCAUGGCAAUCUGCUGUAUCCUGAGGCCGAAUUCCCGCCUGAACGCCGCCAGGCGCCUCUCACGGGCAUCGUCCCAUCGGUGAAGGCGAUGCGAAUGGAACUCCAUGUUUGGCAAGCUGGAAGAAACCUGCGAAGGUCACUGUAAGUAGCUAUGAAAUA
This is a messenger RNA of Vitrella brassicaformis, 1843 nucleotides long. Lineage: Eukaryota; Vitrellaceae. The record is from the annotation of a GenBank genome assembly.